UGAGCGCCUAGGUGUGACAUAGAAUUUACAUCGAUGAUGACCAGUUGACCACCCUGAAAUAAAAUCAAAUUUGUAUAUAUAGAUUUUUAAUAUAAUUCAAGCUCAAGAAAAGUAGAGUACCCACGACUGAACAACACGCUUUACCCAUUCCCUUUCCCUUGUGAGAAAACUGAGAAAAGAUCCCAGUGUUGCGUAAAAACUCCCCACAAAGAGAGAGAGAGAGAGCAGCACCAAUCCUCAUGGCGAACAGCAAUUUACCGCGCAGAAUCAUCAAGGAAACCCAGCGUCUUCUCAGCGAACCAGCCCCAGGAAUAAGUGCCUCACCUUCAGAAGAAAAUAUGCGGUAUUUCAAUGUAAUGAUUCUUGGUCCGACACAAUCUCCUUAUGAAGGAGGUGUUUUUAAGCUGGAGUUAUUUCUACCUGAAGAAUACCCAAUGGCUGCCCCAAAGGUGCGCUUCCUAACAAAAAUCUACCAUCCAAAUAUCGACAAGCUUGGAAGAAUAUGCCUGGACAUUCUAAAAGACAAAUGGAGUCCCGCACUUCAGAUUAGAACUGUCCUUUUGAGCAUUCAAGCACUUUUGAGUGCUCCAAAUCCUGAUGAUCCACUCUCGGAAAACAUUGCAAAGCAUUGGAAAACAAAUGAGGCUGAAGCUGUGGAAACAGCUAAAGAAUGGACACGUUUAUAUGCAAGUGGUGCAUGAAGUAACCAUGGAAAACACAGGAUUCCCAAGAAAUAACCCAAUUGUAUCCUAUUGACCUGAAUUAGAAUGGAAAAUUUGAAGAACGAUCGUGCUCAAAACUCAAGAAUUUAAUACUUGUUUGCCGUUCUAAACUGUUGCUCAAAAUGUAAGAUGAAUUGUGAGAUGCUUAUGUUACAUAGUGUGAUCCAUGAGAUUUUGAACAGUC
Molecule: messenger RNA, 906 nt
Organism: Salvia miltiorrhiza (redroot sage)
Lineage: Eukaryota; Viridiplantae; Streptophyta; Magnoliopsida; Lamiales; Lamiaceae
Product: ubiquitin-conjugating enzyme E2 36
Exons: 8
Coding region: 240-701 (153 amino acids)
Biological process (GO): DNA damage tolerance; protein K63-linked ubiquitination
Cellular component (GO): nucleus
Molecular function (GO): ubiquitin conjugating enzyme activity
Source: RefSeq, a predicted model, not a curated record